Amoebophrya sp. A120 is the source of this 1863-nucleotide messenger RNA. Lineage: Eukaryota; Dinophyceae; Syndiniales; Amoebophryaceae. The record is from the annotation of a GenBank genome assembly.
AUGAUCGCUACUCUACUGACUCGUGCGGAUGCAGCCCUGUACCAGUCUCCUUUGGCGGGGAAAUUCAUCUCCACAAGGAGUUUCAGCACGCGCGUCGCUGUCAAGACCAACGAGUACGAUGUUGUCAUUGUCGGGGCGGGCGUCAUCGGUUCCUCCACCGCGUUGCACCUGUCGAAAAAACUGGCGUCGAAGAAAACCCCGACUCGUAUUCUCGUCGUGGACCGAAGAAGCGAAAUCGCCGCCGAGCAGUCCAGCAAGUCAUGGGGCUUCGUGCGCGUGCAGGGUCGGGACUACCGAGAAAUCCCGCUGAUGCUCGAGGCGAGGGAUUUCUGGAAGAACCUCGGCGCGGAGGUCCAGUGGCAGCAGACGGGGCACAUUGCGUUAUACGACAGAGCCGAUGCGCAGAAGGCGGGCCGAGUGAGGAACUGGGCUGAAUACGCAAUUCAGCACUUUGGAGUCAAGUACGAGAUCCUGAACGAAGGGACGACAAGGCAAGAAACGCAAGACGCACGAGAUGAGCUCCACAAAUUGCUGCCAACCUUACGAAACCCAGGUCAAUACGGGGCGUGUUUCACACCAGAAGACGGGAACAUUGAUCCGAGGCUGGGGACGGAGGCGCUGGCAAAGAGAGCGCAGAGCGGAGGGGCGAGCUCCUCCUGUAGUGUCGAGUUUCGACUGAAUACAGAAGUGCAGGGAGUUUCACAGGACCACAAUGCACGAAUCUCCCUGAAGCUCGGAACAACUCCUACCGCGACAGAGCGUAUCACUGCGAAAUCUCUUGUGAUCGCGACUGCCGGGUGGGCGCCCGAGUUUCUGCGCGCCAACAAGCUUCCUACGUACCCGAGCCUGCGGCUGCACGCGAGUGCGGGGGAGUUGAUGAUGAAAAAUACCGACAACCUCAAAAGCGAGACCGACCACCCGACGGUCUGGUACCAUGGGUUGUCUUUCCGAAAACACAAGCACAUAGCAAGCUCCCCUUCACAGAAUAAAUCGGCUGCGAGCAGUUCCUUCACUUUUACUUUCGCAGACGGGGGCGCCGCGGAGGAACACGACUUUGGCUUGGAAUCCGUCCUGUACGGCUGGCGAUUUCUCCCGCACCUGAAGGACUUUUACAGUCAGACGAAUCUGAAGUUUCGCCCGGAAAGCUUCCCGUCACCAAGGAUAGACAAGUGCCCGGACGCGAAUGAGAAACGACUGGAGAAGGCAGUGGCUAAGUAUCGGAACAUGUUUGGAGUACUACACGGAAGCACUAGUGGAGCGCAAACGCCGCCGGUCAUCGAAAUGUCGAAAUCUUGGGCCGGUUGGAUCGACAUCACGCCAGAUAUGAUCCCGGUGAUAGACUACGUACCAACGAAAGAAGAUUAUCGCAAAAAUACAACCAGCAACAUUGUCAUCUCCUCUGGGUACAGCGGUCAUGGGCUCGGACUAGCACCAGCCGCAGGGCGACUGACCGCUGAUUUGGUCGUGGCAAGUUUGAUGCCAACUGGCACUCCAGAUGAAAUGGAGUCUUUGAAUGUUGAAAAGGUAAAAGAGGAAGCAUACCCAUUCAGAUUUUCCAGGUUCCAAGAACAGUGGUUUCAUUCUAUUCAGAGUUUAGUUUAGGCUAGGACUUUCACCAAACGAGUUGGAUUUUUGGUUUCGAUGUUGUUUGGCUGGUGCGUUUUUGUGCAUAGUUGUACAGCCUUCAAGAGUUUUUGCUUGCUGUUGAUGUGCAGAUCUUUCCACAAUUUUGCAAAGUGAGGAUUUGAUGUUGUUGUUUCCAGUGCCACAAACAAGAAGUGUAAGUGACCCAACGGUGGUCUGCGUCGAGCAGUUUGAGCCAAGAAAACGAAGUGACGAAAUUUGGAUGUUGCCUCAAGGUCG